AUAUCAAUAUGUAUACUACGAUAAAAGUGAAGGAGGAGUCACUAUAGAAUAAGUCAGAAAUUAGAUUUUAACACGUUAUAGUUAAAUGCUAUGACGUUUUAAAGUUGUAAUUGUUUGUAAAUAUUUUGAGCAAGUUUAGAGAUUAAGCAUAGCAUACCUUUGCCCAAUGAUAAUAAAUUGCUUCAACGGAUAAUCAAACAUAUUAAGAAGAAGCAAGAGAGAACGAACGAGCGAAAGAAAGAAGCAACGAAAGAAAGAAGCAACGAAACAACGAAGCAACGAAACAACGAAGCAACGAAACAACGAAGCAACGAAACAACGAAACAACGAAACAACGAAACAAACAAACAAAAACAAAAAAAACCCAAAGGAACAAAAAAUGUCUCCCUAUGAAUACCUGUUUAAAUACAUAAUAAUUGGCGAUACAGGAGUUGGAAAAAGUUGUCUUUUGUUGCAAUUUACAGACAAGCGAUUUCGAGCUGAUCAUGAUUUGACCAUCGGUGUAGAAUUUGGGGCGCGACUAAUCAAUUUAGACAAUAAGCAAAUUAAGCUUCAAAUAUGGGACACCGCCGGCCAAGAGUCCUUUAGAUCCAUAACACGGUCAUACUAUCGGGGAGCAGCGGGGGCCCUAUUAGUUUAUGAUAUUACUCGACGAGAAACGUUCAACCACCUAAACAGAUGGCUAGAUGAAGUGCGACAGAAUUCAAACCCGCAUAUGGCUAUCAUUCUGGUGGGGAACAAAUGCGACUUGGAGAGAAGAGAAGUUUCAGCCGAGGAAGGGGCGCAAUUUGCUAGACAAAAUGGAUUAAUAUUUUUAGAAACCUCAGCCAAAACGGCGAAAAAUGUGGAAGAAGCCUUCAUUUACACCGCAAGAAAAAUAUAUGAUAACAUCCUGGAGGACGUGUAUGACCUAAGCAACGAGUCAUACGGAAUUAAAUAUGGGCCCACCAAUCAAUACUCAAGAGUGAAAUUGGACAUGCCCUCGAUGCCGGAAUCAAGAUCAUCCUUCAGCUGUUGUUAA
This is a messenger RNA of Plasmodium vivax (malaria parasite P. vivax), 1021 nucleotides long. Its product is annotated as small GTPase Rab2, putative. The record is from RefSeq and is a predicted model, not a curated record. NCBI's taxonomy places the organism in Eukaryota, Apicomplexa, Aconoidasida, Haemosporida, Plasmodiidae. The transcript has 6 exons. The coding region runs from base 380 to 1021 and encodes 213 amino acids. Gene Ontology annotation, molecular function: GTPase activity; GTP binding. Gene Ontology annotation, cellular component: Golgi apparatus.